Anthonomus grandis grandis is the source of this 2581-nucleotide messenger RNA. RefSeq lists its product as uncharacterized. The record is from RefSeq and is a predicted model, not a curated record. Gene Ontology annotation, molecular function: sequence-specific DNA binding. Bases 205 to 1278 code for a protein of 357 amino acids. NCBI's taxonomy places the organism in Eukaryota, Metazoa, Arthropoda, Insecta, Coleoptera, Curculionidae. The transcript has a single exon.
GAGAGAGAAAACGUGCGGGCAUUUCCGUGAUCGAUUUGGUUUUUACAGUUUAGUCAGGCCGUAAGAGUGGGAAUUCUCUGAACAUCGUGAUUGAAAAUGGUGGCUACGUAGGUUCGCCGCGUCGAAUUCUCCGUCGUUUUUCUUAGUUUUUCGCGUUAAUUUUUAGUUUCCCGCAAGUGAUUUAGUGACAAUUCAGUGUCUAAGAUGGCCCACGGUUUAAAUUCGGUGAUAAAACGUGCGGUGGGCGCUGUACAAUCGUGCAAACCGGAGGGCAAAACCGGAGUCGGAUCUCGCAGGAUUUUCUCCCCCCAAUUUAAGUUACAAGUGCUCGACUCGUAUCGUAACGAUGCCGACUGUAAGGGCAAUCAACGUGCCACCGCAAGAAAAUACGGCAUCCAUAGGCGACAAAUACAAAAGUGGUUGCAAGUGGAAAAUACCCUCAGGAGCGGAUUGAACGGCGGACAUAAUAAUAAAACGGUUAAAGUGGAGGUGUCCUUGAACGGCCACAGACAGCGAGACGACGAAAGUAGCGCUCCCCGAAGCGCCAACUUGGCUGGUGCCGAGGCGCGCGUCCCCACGUUGGAGCCCCCUGCCGGUUGGCAAACGCACCAGCAGAAACAGGCGCCGCCCCCCUCGAACCUCACCGCCGCCGUCGCCGCUCCUAUAGAUUUAUCAGUGAAACGAGCGACUCCGAUGGUCGCCCCCUCGCCGCCCCCGGCGCUCUUUCAGCCGUCGCCCAGUCUGAGACAGUCGGACGUUUGGGAUCUGUCCACUAAUAAGAGGAAAGCGGAAGACGAAGGCGGCGCCCCAACGAAACCCGUCAAACUGUUCAAACCGUAUUUGGACGAUUUGAGAGAAAGUGACGAAAUGAUUGUUAAAAAAAGUCCGGUUUCGUCACCUUCGCCUCUUUAUUGUUGUCAGCCGCCACUCACCUGUUCUCCCGAGCUGUAUUACAUUAAUAAUAACAACAAUCUUUGUUGUGACAUUAUGCAAUCUCCCGAGUACCAUCCCGGAUACACUAUUCAACCGAAAGCUUCGUACUUUCACUAUCCUUACUACCAUCCGGAGCUGAGUCCUACCUACCAUCCCUAUGACGAGCCCGUUAGACAAUCUUAUAGUCUGGACUUUAAGGUGAGGACUAUUGACUGCUAUUAUCAGGAUGUGGCCUUGUGCAAGGGUAAUCCGCGGGCGGUGGUGACCAAAUACAACAUUCUCAGGAGUCAGGGUGAAGUUGGGAGGAUGAGUGAGAAUUCCAAGGAGGGUCAAGCUGUUAGGUAGAACAAUUAUAUCAUAUCGGCAUUAAUUUUAAAUUGUUCGUAUUAUUAUGUAGUUGCCUUCAAAUAUGGGUGCUAAAGUACUUUUAACAUAUCUAAACUAGUCAGAACCAGCUGGUUUUACUUGAAAAUGGGUGUGAGAAGUUAAAAACUUAAUAACUGUAUUGAUAUUUUUAGUUUUUUCGAUGAAUUAUUUUGAGGAUUUUAAGAGAAAUUUCACAAUAUUUAAUUGGAUUUGCUUUAAUGGUAUGGUGUGGAGGUAACAAUUUAAAAAUGUAUAUAUUUCAUAAUUGAAAUAUAUAGACUUUGCUGGUACCAAAAUUAAGAUUGUCAAUAUUUGCAAUAUGAAAUUUAAACAAGUUCAUGAAUUUUUUUAAUUUAAAAAAAAAAUCAAACAUUGCUUAGGAUUUUUUUCUAAAUUUUGAAAGAAAAGCAAAAAUUGCAAAUUUCAAGCAAAUCCUGAAAGACUACCAGACCUUCUGACUCUGAAGAAAUUUCCCAAUACAUCAAACCAGAAUAAUUUUGAUCAAAUAUGCCCAAUUUCAAAAGAUAGAGUCUUUAACUUGUCACUCAAUAGAACAAUGUAAAAGCAGUUGCUUUUGGUUAGCAACAUUUCUUUAUUGCUCAGUUAUAUAAUAAAUGUAUAUCGAUUCGUUACAAAGUUCGACAGUGUGCCUUUUAGUCUUAGGAAUCAACGUGCCAAAAAAUAUUUACAGUUAGGCAGCUAUGUAUAAUGUUUCUAUUUAUAAAUACCUAAUAUUUAUGCAAUAUUUUUGUAACAUAUUACUUAAAUAGAUUUAAGUACAAAAGAGGAAUCCAUUAAUGUGGUGCGGUUUUUUUGAAAUAUCGAACAUUCACUUAAUAAUUUCAUGUUCCUUAAAAUGCUGCACUAUCAUCGUUCGUUUUGCCAUAUAUAUAUAUAUAAAUAAUUAAGUUCGACAUGCCAAUAUUUAGACGUUUAAGAGAAACUCAAUCUGUUGCAAACCUUUUUUUGAAGGGUACAAUUGUUUGCAAUUAAAACAUAUGUGAUUUAGGUUAAAAAUUAUUUUUUAAAAAAAGACGCUAUAGUUAUUUAGAGAAAUUUUAAGAGUGUAACAUUUAUAUACUAAAGUACAUAUUAUAUAUUUUUAAACAUUAAAAAAAACUGUUUUAACAUGAUGAAUUAACAUUAAAAAGUACUUGGGGAUGUAAAUAAAAAUGUAAAGUACCUUAUAAGCAGCUCAAUCGAAGAGAAGUUUUAUAAACUCUUAAUAUUUUAUAUUUGAGAAUUUUUAUAAUUAUUACAAAUAAAUUGUUUACAAAUAUUA